This is a messenger RNA of Triticum urartu, 2204 nucleotides long. Its product is annotated as putative monogalactosyldiacylglycerol synthase 3, chloroplastic. Gene Ontology annotation, biological process: glycolipid biosynthetic process. Gene Ontology annotation, molecular function: hexosyltransferase activity. The record is from RefSeq and is a predicted model, not a curated record. Lineage: Eukaryota; Viridiplantae; Streptophyta; Magnoliopsida; Poales; Poaceae.
ACGCGACAACCACCACCACCACCGCCGUCCCGUCCCGUCCCCAACCCCAAAAAUUCCAGUUGCACGUCCGCCCUCCCUCCCUCCCUCCCUCGCCAGCUCGCCAGGACCCCGCCCCUCCGCCCCGCCCCGCCCCUCCGCCAUUCCCUCCUGCCCGCUCGCCAAUUUUAAACGCUUUCCCCAGCCGCCAGCCGCUCGCUCGCCCGGCGGCGAUCCGGGGCGGGGCGCGAUGGAGGCGCCGACGGCAGCGCCGCGGGUGCGGUCGAUCCGGGAGACGGUGCUGGAGAGCGUGGCGGCGUACCACCAGCAGCAGCGGAUGCGCCGCAGGUUCCGCAAGAGCCUCUCCUACGCCGGGGAGCUCUCCUCCGCGGGCGCCUCCACCUCCGCCUCCCUCGCCUCGCUCGCCGGGCCCGAGGACGACGACGAGCCCUUCUGGGAGGAGGAGGAGGGCACCGUGGAGCUCGUCCAGCUCGGCGCCAACCGCGCCAAGAACGUCCUCGUCCUCAUGAGCGACACCGGCGGCGGCCACCGCGCCUCCGCCGAGGCCAUCAAGGACGCCUUCCGCAUCGAAUUCGGCGACGACUACCGGGUGUUCGUCAAGGACCUGUGCAAGGACCACGCCGGCUGGCCGCUCAACAACAUGGAGAGCUCCUACAAGUUCAUGGUGAAGCACGUGCAGCUCUGGAAGGUGGCCUUCCACGGCACAUCGCCCCGAUGGGUCCACAACUUCUACCUCGCCGCCCUCGCCUCCUUCUACGCCAAGAAGGUUGAGGCUGGAUUGAAGAAGUACAAGCCAGACAUAAUAAUUAGUGUUCACCCCCUCAUGCAACACAUUCCUCUAUGGGUACUCAAAUGGCAAGGUCUGCAGAACAGAGUAGUCUUCGCCACUGUCAUCACUGAUCUUAACACUUGCCACCCUACAUGGUUCCAUGCUGAUGUGAAUAGGUGUUACUGCCCAUCGGAGGAAGUAGCCAAGAGGGCAGAACUGGAUGACCUAAAAAGUUCUCAGAUCCGUGUGUUCGGUCUUCCCAUUCGACCAUCAUUCUGCCGUGCUGUCCUUGUCAAGGAUGAUUUGCGGAAGGAACUUGAAUUGGAUCCUGACCUACCGGCAGUGUUGCUGAUGGGAGGUGGAGAGGGCAUGGGUCCUGUAAAGAAGACCGCGAAAGCCCUUGGAGAUGCAUUGUUUGACAAAGAGCUCGGAAAACCAAUCGGGCAGCUUGUUGUCAUUUGUGGUCGGAACAAAACACUGAGCUCCUCAUUGCAGGCUCUUGAAUGGAAAAUGCCAAUAAAGAUUAGGGGAUUCGAGACCCAAAUGGAGAAAUGGAUGGGGGCUUGUGAUUGCAUUAUAACAAAGGCUGGACCAGGCACCAUUGCUGAAGCCUUGAUUAGGGGUCUUCCUAUCAUCCUUAAUGACUUCAUACCUGGACAGGAAGUUGGCAACGUCCCUUAUGUCGUGGACAACGGCGCGGGCGUGUUCUCCAAGAGCCCUAAGGAAACGGCCGAACUUGUCGCCCGCUGGUUCGGUCCAGGCGCGGAGGAACGCAAGAGGAUGUCGGAGAACGCGUUGAAAUUGGCCCAGCCGGAAGCUGUGUUCGACAUUGUCAGAGACAUCCACGAGCUGUCCCAGGAGCAAGGGGUGAAGGCGCAGAUCUCCAGCUCCCUGACGUCGUCCUUCUUCAUACCAUCUCCUGAAGCCAGCCAUUGCCCCAGCCCCAUCCCGCUCGUGUGAAGACCUUGGAAGAUGUGUACAUAGCUAGAGCACCGCAACACCUCUCUGCGCCUUUCAUAUACUUGAAAAGAAAAGAAAAGGAAAGGAAUGGAAAGGAAAAGGAAAACGUGGCACGCGAUUUGGCCUGGCUUGUUUCAUCUGUUGUCGUGGCCGGGGGAUCUCGAUGUUUUUCUGUUCAUGGCCUCCCGCCGCAGUUCUUACGGGCUCGUUUGACCGACAGGUGCUCUUGUGUUGUGCGAUAUCGUGUUGGUGUAAAGUUUGUGAAAAAUCAUUGGUUGAACAUCAUUCUUUUGCCGUCCCCUCUUUUACAUGCAGAAGGGGGGAUCACUGGUUGGCUUGUUAGCUGCAGUCAUUUUUGUGGAUUGGAAUUUUUUGUUUUGUUCAUGUAAAUUACGCUAGUUGCCACUGGGCCACUGUAAGAAGUGUACAUUAUGACAAAAGCGUGAGUGGAAGUGUUGAUUGGGCUUGUUGAAGAUAA